This is a messenger RNA of Pocillopora damicornis (cauliflower coral), 1377 nucleotides long. RefSeq names its product trace amine-associated receptor 9. Gene Ontology annotation, cellular component: membrane. Gene Ontology annotation, biological process: G protein-coupled receptor signaling pathway. Gene Ontology annotation, molecular function: G protein-coupled receptor activity. The record is from RefSeq and is a predicted model, not a curated record. Lineage: Eukaryota; Metazoa; Cnidaria; Anthozoa; Scleractinia; Pocilloporidae.
CAAAGCUUCUCUUAUGGCCAACAAGUCAUCAGACGUUUGCCCACAUCUUGCUUUCUCAGCUUGGCAGCCAAGAUACUUACAAGAAACUGCUUAUAAUAAUCUUGUUGCUGUUAUCUGCGUCAACAUUACCUCAGCCGUCAUAUGCAUGGUGUUAAAUGCGCUGGUUGUUAUAGUGGUGGUGACCAAACAACAAUUGAGAACUGUGUACAACAUCCUCCUGGCGUGUUUGGCCGUGACAGACUUUCUGGUUGGCUUGCUCGUGCAGCCCUUGUCCGUGGCGGCAGAUUUUAAGCGUAUCUUUGGUCUUGGGCCGUUUUGUAUGUUCGAUACAGUACUGGGGAUGGUCGGCAUUGGAGUAUGCCUGGCGUCAGUUGGCCAUCUUAUGUUGAUCAGUGUUGAACGCUACAUUUCCAUAAAGUUCCCCCUCAGAUAUGACGACAUCGUAACAGAGAAGAGAGUUAUUGCUUGCAUGGUGACGGUCUGGUUAGUUUCAGCAGUUGGCAUAAUUGCAAUGAUCUUUCUUGCGUCCAUAAACACUGAAUCAGAUUUAUAUUCAAUACUGCUGAUCGCAUACGCUUUAAUGUUCCUAGUCGUUAUUGUUGUUUACAUUGUUACCAUUGCCUUCAGCCAUACAGCAGUCUUUUUGGAAGCCAAAAAGCACAAACGCCGUCUACAAACUGAGCAGUUACCUGACGAAGAGGCCAAGCGCCUUAAAAAGAACCACAAGGCAGCUAAAACCCUGACAAUCAUCUUGACGGCGCUGUUCUUCUCCUACCUGCCCGUAACCGUACUUUUUGGAAGCGCAACUUUCUCAGAUGAUUUGGUGGAGCCGCAUGUGUUGUACAUAUUGUUCGCAUGGUGUUAUACGUCUGUUUACGUCUGCUCAAUCUUUAAUCCACUGAUUUACUGCUGGCGAAUGAAAAAGCUUCGUGGAGCGCUGUUCGAUAUAUUACAUUUAAGGCGGGCACAAAUCAGCACGGGCAUGGAAUGAUAAUUAACUCCAGCAGAAUAUCCAACCAGUUCCUUGUAAUGAGGCAUGCGUUACAACCACUAAUGGCUUAGAACUGAGUGUCGAAUGAGCAUAGCUAUACAGAGAACUGUGUGUGUUUAUCUUUUCGUAAAUUCUGCAAGUUUUAAUGGUAAUUUGGGUAACGUAGACAUAAGAAUACUCUCCAUAUUUUCUUUAACAAAGCAAUGGUAAAAACAUGGUUCAUGCGUAUCCCUAGAGAAAGUUACAAACGGGUCAACUAGAAGCUAUUUCACACAUUCCCUUACAUGAGUUCAUUUCUAUUAUAUAGAUAUUAGGUUUUCAAACGAUUUUUUUUGGUAAUGGAGGUAGUGUCUCUGCCGUUUUAUUUUGGGACUUCCUAAGUUCUA